Molecule: messenger RNA, 2682 nt
Organism: Myxocyprinus asiaticus (Chinese sucker)
Lineage: Eukaryota; Metazoa; Chordata; Actinopteri; Cypriniformes; Catostomidae
Gene: zpax2
Product: zona pellucida protein AX 2
Exons: 20
Source: RefSeq, a predicted model, not a curated record
AUGAGCAUUCAUGCAGAUACCUCUGCAGAUGAAAUACAAGCUGAAUGCCUUGGAAAUAGGGUACAAUUUAUCCUCCCUGAUUCUUUGACCAUGGGAUUUCCUGUAGAGGUUUAUGCAGUCAAUGACACGCAGAAAGUUGUUCUCACACCUUACCUUGAGGCACAGUGUGGUUUCACCCAGAAAUCGGAUCCUUGGGGGAAUACAAUAGUGUCAGCUUCCCUACAGAGUUGUUUUGCAAAAAACAAGGGUGACAUGGAAUUUAAAGUAACUAUGCAGUUUAAACUGUAUGAGUUCCCUACAUUAGCUGAGAAAGUCCUCGAAGUGUCCAAGACCUGCAAUCACGCCAUGACUUCGCGUGAGAUUCUGUGUGAGACAAACUACAUGGAGGUAUCUGUGAGGAAUGCGAUACCAGACAUCAAGACUGCUGCAGUUAAACAGUGGCCCACAGUUAUGCCCAACUUAAAAAUGUGGAAGAUCCUACUGUACACUCCUGAAGAGAAGGCUUUUCAUAAAGAGGACCUCCAAAGCAUGGGUUAUAACGUUAACAGUUCUACAACGCGACUGGUGAUGCGAAGCCCAUACAGCAUGGCCGAAACCUUUAUACAACAUGUUGCAGAUGUUGAUAUGAUGGUGUUCAAAUCGGUGGUGUUGUUCCGAGACCGCUGGAUGAUGACUAUAGUGGAGUCCGCAACUGCCUGUCCAACCAAUGGAGCUACUGUUGUGGAUCAAAUGAUUUAUUGGCGCGUUCCUCGACACAUAACCCCUUUGGUGUCCUCGAAAGUUACACCUCCAGAAAUACUUGAGGCCCACGUAGGCGUUAAUGGCAGACUUCUCACACCUGCUGAGAUGGCCAGCCUUAACUACACCAUGACCUUCACCGAAUCCCAUAUAGUUGUUGAGAUUCCUGUUGGGUCUCCUAAUGGAUACUACAAGAGUCAUGCUCAUAAGGACCAGUAUCAUAUAAGUUACACCAUAGAGCCCAUGCUUGAGCUGCUGUGGAAGGAAGGGUUGGAUAAGACCAGAUAUAAGGUCUUGUUUCCGAUCACAACCCCUUUGACACCAUGGCCUCCCCAACUAAUUGACAACACUCAGCCUAAGCAGAAGGUGUUUGAUGUUGUGCUGGGUUACUUCCUACUUGAUGUGGAGCUGCUAAAUAUCACUUUUGGGAUAGAAGUGCUGACUGUCCCUGACAUCAUUUUUAAAGGCCUUGGCCUGUUGGAGCACAGCUUACCUAAUGGCACCAAAGCCUUUGCUCUCCAGGUUCCCUACUCUGAUCCCAAUGUCCAAAAACUGGUACACAUUUAAAUUCUUCGGCCUGGCAUCAGAGGCUACACACUUCCCCUUGUCUUUGGCUUUGUCAUCUUGCCUAAACAUGAUACUUUCACAUACUCUACUGUACUCGAAACUUCUUUAAGUGAAAUUGUCCUUCCUUAUGCAGGGGGAGAGUGUGACGAUGAGAAUUUCUACAUUUAUGUCAAAUAUGGCAGCACCCCAAGAUCCCAGCUGAAGAUCGUAAUGGGGCAAAGAGAGCUGGAUGAUGAGAUUUUACAGCAGUAUAAUCGCCUUUCAAAUGAAACUCAUCUGAACAUUGCUGUGCCAUUCAUGGACCCAACUGUGGUAUUUGAGUCUGUUCAGUCAUCAGGAGUCAUGGGAAGAAUUGAUGUGGAAAUACACGAUUCUGUGAAUGACUGGCAUUUCAAAGAUUUCUCCCUUGCCUGCCCUUUUUUUGUGAAAGUGUCAGAGUGUUUUUCCAAUGGAACGAUGACUGUGGUGCUUCCCAAACUGGAAUCUCUGCCACAUCUGAAUCCCAGGGAACUCUCUCUUAGAGACCCGGCCUGCAAACCCUUCUACAGUGAAGAUCACUUUGCUUAUUUUCGCUUUAAUGUAAACACUUGUGGAACUUCACGAACGUUUGUUGGGGACACCAUGAAAUAUGAGAAUGAAGUGUCCUGGAAGAGAGGAGAUUCUUUGCAUCUGACCUCCAAUUCACAAACUGAACACGAGACACGACACUGGUUCACAGUCUCCUGCAUUUAUAUGGCAAAUACUACCCAAAGUGUGGUCAUCAAUGUAGUUUCACCCAUUAAAGAGCCUCAUGCAGAUGUUGGAAAGGGUGAACUCACUGUUUCGCUGCGGCUCUCUCAUGAUAUGGUCUAUAGACUCUUCUAUCAUGAUGAUGACUACCCAGUUUUAAAGUUUCUGAAACAGCCUCUUUAUUUUGAGGUGGGUAUGAAUCACUCCAGGGACUCUAGGGUAGCAGUAGUCCUGGAAAACUGUUGGGCAACACUCACCAAGGAGAGAAACUCCAAACCUAAAUGGGAUUUAAUAGUUGAUGGCUGUGCAAAUCCUAAAGAUCCUGAACAAACCAUCUUGCAUCCUGUAUUCGCGGAUGAUAGAGUACAAAUACCAGAUCACUUCAAGAGAUUUGAGGUUAAAACAUUUGCUUUCACAGAGAAGGAUGGGAGUUCAGAAAGUGAUGUUGUCACCAUGGCCAGACGGGUAUUUGUCCAUUGUGACGUUGUCAUUUGUCAUGUUGAGAAUGCUGCCGAUGGACAUUGUUAUAAGCAGUGUGCAAAUCCUCAGAAUCCAAGCAUGAGCAGCUUAAAUCGAGUUCGCAGAAGUUCAGGCUUUGCAGUGGAAGUACUGGAGCAUGUGUCUACAGGCCCCAUUCUUUUGAUAUAA